AUGAAGACUCUGAGGAUCUAUAUUUUUGUGCUGGGAACGUUGGCUUUGGGUGGAAUGGCACAGGCAGGAACGAAGACGAAAUGUGAUGUGGUCAGGUCGCUGAAAGCUGCGAAUGUAGGUGACUCGGAAAUCAGAGAUUGUAAGUAGAGUUUUUUUUUUUAAAAAUCACUGCUUCAAGAAAUAAUCUCAAAUAAAAAGGGGCCUUAUCUGGGACUAAUUUUUAAGGGAAAGCCGUUAUAAAUAUAAUAUCUUAUCUUGCUGCAGCAAUAUGAAAAAAAUGUUCCUACUAAUAUAAAUAUCAUUUAACAAAUUAAUAUUUUUUGCUUAGCAUGCGCGAUAUUGAACCAUGCGUUUCCGUGUGCGCUUUUUCAGUUCAGGCCACAACUAUUUCAUAAUUAUAAGUUCCGCUACUUAUUAGCCUCGUACUUUUUUCGUCCUUAGGGCUUUGUUUGGUAAAACACGAGAGUAACUUCCGAUAUGAUGCUGUCAAUACGAACAGCGACGGAUCAAAGGAUUAUGGGAUAUACCAACUGAACAACAGAUACUGGUGUGAUCGGGGAAACAGCCGAUACACUAGAUGUUGGCAGAUAAAUUCCUUUGGUUGUGGUCACAGAUGCAGUGGUAAAAGUCAAUAUAGCUUAUUAGAUCAUCCUGACUUCACUGGUUAAAGGGGCUGUGUCACGGCAGUCCAGUUCAUUUUGUUUAAUUUUGCCAGUUACUUGCCCUCUGUCGCUAUGGAACUUAAAGUAAGCAAAGAAAUUACAUGUAAAUGACAAAAUCAGAGAUCCGAGACAAUUAAAUAUGUCUCCUGAGCAUUAUUUUUGAAGUUGCAAGCAGCAGGGGUCAAUUUUGAAAACUGACUGUUAGGCUGAACAGUUUUCAAAAACCCUAAUUUCAAUCCAUUUCAAUCUUCUUCAGUUUUGCCCAUCCGUGGCAUCUCUUGUUUCUGUUAUGUUAUUCUAACCUUCCUUUAGAGUUUUAAGCUGUUCUUUUUAUGUUUCUCUUAAUUUAACGGGCAUUUUGUAAUUUCCUAAUUUGGGUGAAUUUCGUGACACAGCUCCUUUAAUGCGACUUUUGUUUGAGUUUUUAAUCAGUGAAGACAGAAUAAUCAGGCCUUUACUCUAUGGUGCCAUUUGAGUAGGAGGACCAGGUAGCCCCCGCCCCGCCCCCUACUUUUUGGGGACAAAUUUAAUCUAACAUGCAACAACAGUUUAUUUCUACACGGUAGACAGACAACUAAAAUAAUUUGCAAAAAAAAUAAUUAUUAACUAGGGGUACCUUCCGGCAAGUGCCACCGAGUUGAAUUCUGGAAUGUGCCGAUCCAGAUCUUCGCGAUUUGUUAAAUAAUUUUGGAGGAUUCCGCUAUACAAAUAGCCUCCCACGCAGGCAUUUUUAGGGGAGCUCGUAUUUCUUCCCUCCCCACAAACGCCUGCUCAACAGAGGACAACAUUCCUUUCCCAUUGUUGCAUUUGCGUGGUAAGCGACCAAUCAACGGUUUUUAAAUAAAGUGUUGACAGGCUAAACACGACUCAUAAGCUCGUGAUAGUGUAAAAACGUGACCCAGAACGUGACCCUAGAGUUACCAUUUUCUUUCUUUUCUUUUCUUCGCUAAGGUUAUGCAGUGCACGGAGAAUUUUAAAAUCUGAUUAAAUCUUGCUUUUGCCGCUAUGAGUCUAACAUGAAUUAGAGGUCAUGAAGGUUUCUCAAAGGUUCAUGCAGAUCGCGUAAUCAUCGGGUUACCCUGCGGUCAAGGUGAACUUUCCAGAAUUUGGAAAGUACAACGUGAUUGGCUAAGCUUGGGAAAGGAAUGUUGUCUUCGGUUGAGCAGGCGUUUGUGGGGAGGGACGAAAUACGAACUCCCCUAAAAUCGCCUGCGUGGGAGGCUACUAUACAAAAGGAUGGCGCACAACUUUAGAAAAAAAAACUUCUGUACAUUCUAGGCCAGUUUCACUUCUCCAAAAAAAUAACAUCAUGUCUUGAAGUAAUAUAUCAAGAAUGAGACGCAGUGUUUCAUCAUCAGUUCUCAAACUCAUUAAUAAUUCAUAAAGAAAAUUCAAAGGAAAUAAAUGUUUAAUGGGUGUUUGGAUAUCAGAUGAAAAACUGCUCAUUUUUGCAUCCUUAAUUUUUCCUUCAAAAAUGAUUUUGUUUGAGAAGAAAUACCAAACAUUCGACACAGUGUUUCAUCACCAGAUGAAACACUGCAUCUCAUGUUUGAUAUAUUACAUGAAACACGGAGAAGAUUGAAAGUACGACGCCCAGCAGCGGAGUAUAUUUGACGAACUUCUAGGUGUUUUAUCUGGUGAUGCUUGAUAGUACUUCUAAAAAAAUUGAUUUUAGAAGGAAAAAUAGAAAAAAUAGCAAUUUUUCGUCUGAUAUCCAAACACUCAUUAAACAUUAAUUUCCCUUGUAUUUUCUUUAUGGAUAAUUAAUGAGUCGUGAGAAGCUUUGUUGGUAAAUUGGAGCAAGUUAGCACUUGCCUGUUAAGGAAAUUCAAAACUAUAAACUUUAGAAAGUAAAGUGUAGUUCAAGUGAGGCCUUUGACUGCUAAAAUUAAAAAUUAAAACUGAAUUCCGAGCUUGGUGCCGAUCAACGGCAUAAGAAAAAAAAAUAUUCUCAUGGUAAUUACAAUAUACAUAUGAAAAAAUUGGUGUAAGUAAAAUGUGUGAAAAGCGCAAGAAUGGGGCGGAAUGUAUCAGAGGUAUAAAAAUAUAGCCUUGAAUAAAAUACAAAGAUCUAAUGAGCGCUUGGCACAGGACAGGGAGUCUAUCGAAAGGCAAAAUGAUUCAUGAUGAUGGUCCGCAAAUUCGUUGCAUUCCUCAAGGGAGUUUAGGGCUGUCUUCGAGGUAAAUCCAGCUGCAAAAGGACACGCUGGUUGACAAAAAUCUCUCCAAGCGGGUAAAAAUAACUUCUUAAAAACAAAAGGUCCUUAAAGCAUUCCAUUCGCAUUCCUCACUGGAGGUGAGGACCGGCUCAAUGUAAAUCGAACUGCGAAGAUUACGCUGGUUCUGAUAAACGUUUUGAGAAUACAAGCAAUUCCUUGAUUAGCUACCGCAUAAAAUUCAUUAAUUUACAAAAAAAAGUAAAAUAACGUUGAAAAAAGAUAACAUUGAAAACUUUGGUUCUGAGUCGAAAAGCGAACACGCUACCUCAAUGUAAAUCGAGCUGCGAAGAACAAGCUGGUUCUGACAAAAAUUGUAGCGUAAAACCCUAUUCCUUGAUCAGCUGCUGCUUUAAACUCAAUAUAUAAAGCAAACCAGAGCACUAAUAGCCCUUUCAAACAACGUAUUAAAGAUUGCUUACCUGUUAAGGCCUCUUGAACAGAAAACGAACAGCUGCACACGGGAUCACCCAAUUUCGAACCACGAGUUAUUGUAAAAACAAGAUCAUGACGUCACUGCCCAAAUAUUGGGUCUAACUUACACCCAAAUAUGGUCAAAAAUCCAGAUUUUAGAGAGUUACGCAGAAUUUGAGAGCUGUUGCCUACAUUAUGCGGGAUUAUGCAAUAAACAACACAGUCAUACAGUAGAGAGGCACCCAAAAUAACUAAAAAGCCAAACUAGGUGGGUGACCGUUAUUAUAAUAAUUGAAAAUGUAAGUCAGGAAAGAGGCACAACAGAUACAUUGGUACACAUAUUUAUCACGAAUUAACUUCGUACAAAAGUAUACAAAACAAAAUAAAUAAGUAAAUAUUAAGCAUCCAAAUAUUAGUAAGAUUAGUAGAGACAUAAACGGACACACGGGGACACCAAAAACUAAAGAAAACUGAAGCUGUAAGACAGUGAACGGAACUCAUAUCACACGCAGUAGGCAAAACACGUCCGCCAUCUUUGCUGACCUAAGAAGACUUAAUUAUGUGGGAAAGGUUACCCACGGACCCACCCCCCCCCCCCCCCCCCCCCCCCCCCCCCCCCCCCCCCCCCCCCCCCACCCCCCACACAUCUCCCACCGCCCCCACCCCCCCCCCCCCCCCCCCUCCCAGCGAGCUCACACGCCGCCCUCACCCCACACAGAAGCGUCUCUCCUUCUGUAUUUGUAUUUUUUUGGAUUUUUGUUAUGCUCAUAGUAGGGCAAGGAGUGGGUGGAUGCGAGUAUAGAACAAAAAAUUAGAAAGAUUGGAAAAAAAAAAACCGAAAAACCGGGGACCCAAAAACCAAAAAAAAACUGAGCUGGGAGAACAGGGAAGGGACUCAAAACCACCCGCGGUGGGCAAACCCGGCCCCCCUUUUUUCCUGCCCAAAAAGACCUUAAUUUGUGGGGAAGGGUUCCCCCGGGCCCCCCCCCCCCCCCCACCCCCCGUUUACAGGAAUGGGCCUCCGACCCAUUACAAUUGAGUGUGCCACCAGCGCUGCAAAUCGGCCUUAGUACUUUGUGCCAAGAAUUUGACCGUUGCAUACCGAAGAAAAUACUGGUUUUCUGAUUGGCUGUAUUUAUUUGUAAGUUGUAUAGCAUGGGAUAUAGGAUGAGGAGCCUAUGGCCCGUGUAGAAAACCAUUAUCUGUUUAGACACUCAGAUAAUGCGUCAGUCUAUAAAUAUGACAUUUCCUUGUCUUGUUUGCUUGUAGACAGGAAAAGUCGUUACGUCACGUUGCUAUGGUAGCACGAUUUCUGGAUCUCAUCAAACCGUGGUCCUGCAAAUAUGGAAGAAAAAAACUACAAAAUUGACAUGUAUGAUUUUCCUUUGCAUGGUUGAAUUCAUGCAGGAACAAAACGGUAGCGCAUACGUUUCUGCCAUUAUUCGACAAUGCAAAUGUCCGUCACUGUCAAGAAAAAUUGUUGAGGUCCAGAAGUUUGGUUGCCAUGUCAACGUGACUUCACACUUCUCUCUAUUCUCAUAUUUGUGAACACUUCAGUCGAGAUGAAAGCCUAAGAAAACAGCCGACUUUUCGCGCCAUCACUGUCGGGUGUUUUCUCAGGCUAGUCGUGAUGUGAAUAAAUGUUACUUGCAGACUUUAUCAACUCAGGAAUCACGUGGGAUACAGACUGUGCUGUCAAAAUUAAGAGAUGCAACAGCUUCAACAAGUGGUAG
Messenger RNA from Porites evermanni, 5025 nucleotides. The record is from the annotation of a GenBank genome assembly. Lineage: Eukaryota; Metazoa; Cnidaria; Anthozoa; Scleractinia; Poritidae.